GACUCCAGCCUAUCCUCUCCAAACAGUGAAGGCAAUGGUCCUGGCAGAGUGUCCUGCUUUCGGAGGGAGACUUUUACACUGUACGAAAGCUAAGGGAAACACUCGUCGCUGAUGUGAACCAGAGCCCUCGUGCACUCGCCUUGGAUUAAAACGGAAACUUUUACGAUGGCUCUGAAGAUGAAAAAGUAGCAUUAGAAGCUAACCGCCGACGGACCUUACACUGCAAAGCAACUCCGAGUAGAUGCACGGCCACUGCUGAAAAAUAUGCUCCAGCCGAGCCGCAUGAACCCCGGAUUCAGCAGCAGAUUCCCCGCGUUAUAACCAGUUUUGUGAGACAUUCUCCGGGCUUCUGUUUUUAUUUUUCACUCCGCUCCUUUCCUAUAAAGUCUACUGUACGAGACCCACCUGCGAGAGAGCAUUAUGGCAGGGAAGCUGACAGCAGCGCAGGGAACAGGAAUACUGCUGGUGACAGCCAACGUCGGGUCAUUGUUCGAGGAUCCGGAAAAUCUACAGAAAACAUGGCUGAGGGAGUUUUACCAGACAAUACAGACACACAAGCCUCACUUCUUUGCUUUGCACUGUCAGGAGGUGGGGGGGAAGAACUAUGAGGCGUCCAUGUCCCACGUGGAUAGUUUUGUCAAAGAGCUGUUGUCCAGUGAUGUGAUGAAGGAGUACAACAGAGCCCGCGUCUACCUCGAUGAGAACUACAAAUCCCAGGAGCAUUUCACAGCUCUGGGAAGUUUCUACUUUAUCCACGAGUCGUUGAAAAACAUCCAGCAGUUUGAUUUCAAAGCCAAGAAAUUCAAGAAGGUCGUGGGGAAGGAAACGUACUCGGAGACACUAGAAAGCACCCCCUCCCUGGAGAAGGAGAAGUUUCCCCAGGACUACUUCCCUGAGUGCAAGUGGUCCAGAAAGGGAUUCAUCAGGACUCGAUGGGCCCUGGCAGACUGUGCCUUUGAUCUGGUCAACAUCCACCUUUUCCAUGAUGCCUCCAACCUGAUUGCGUGGGAGAAGAGCCCCUCUGUGUACUCCGGGACCAGGCAGAAGGCGCUGGGCUACGUCUUAGACAGGAUCACGGACCAGCGGCAUGAGAGGCUGCCAUAUUUCGUGUUUGGGGACUUUAACUUCAGGCUGGACUCCAAACAGGUCAUUGAGAGUCUUUGCUCCACUGCCACCCUGCAGACAGUCCGAGCCGCCGACACCAACGAGGUGGACAAGCUAAUAUUCAGAGAGAGUGACAAUGACCGGAAGGUUGUUCUUCAACUUGAGAAGAAGCUUUUUAAUUAUGUCAACCAGGACGUUUUCCGGGAAAACAAUGGGAGCCCGCUUUUAGAGUAUGACAAAGAGCUGUCGGUGUACAAGGAUCGGCUGCAUGAGCUGGAGAUCUCCUUCCCACCCAGUUACCCGUACAGUGAGGACAGCAGCCAGGGGAAGCAGUACAUGAACACCCGAUGCCCCGCCUGGUGUGACCGGAUCCUGCUGUCUGCCUCUGCCAGGGACCUGGUCUUGAAGCCUGAAAACGAAGAGAAGUCUGUAGUCUAUGAUAACAUCGGGCCCAAUGUCUGCAUGGGGGACCACAAGCCUGUCUUCCUGUCCUUCCGAAUAACAGCGGGGGCAGGUAAACCUAAUGCAAAUAAGCACAAGUGUUGUGUGGUGCAGUGAUGUCGUGGGAAGUGUUGCCAAAGGGGGGAGAAGAUAUUCCGAGAAGCGCCUCUGUGAGAACACAAGAGAAACAAACAGGACACACACAUGCAUGCACACACAUACAUACACACACACACACACACACACACACACACACACACACACACACACACACACUUUGCACAAGCAUACACUGAAGUUUUUCAGCAGUGCUGAGCAGUUGCAGUUGUCCUGACGCCUCAUCCAUACACCCUGCCGUUUUCUCUCCAUAAAACACUUGUUGAGAUGUGGACGAGCACCGAGGGCUCCAGACAGACACACAUCGCUGACCUCACUGUUGCCAUGCAACCCCAUUCCCCCCAAGAAGAAAAAAAGGACGGACGACUCUUUUCCAUGCCGCAGCCUCGUUGCCAAAACUCUAAUCUAAAUCAGUCCUACUACUUACUUUUAGACACCGUACUUGCCAUUUUUAGGUAUGCCUCUCUGUAUAGAGCUACUCUCACACAGUAUGUAAGGUGUUUUAAGUGCAAUGCAAAAACAAGUUGUAUAUCUAUAUUGUUAGGUUUAUUUGUACAUUGGACAGUAUAACAUAGAGUUGUUAAUGAUUUUAGUGCCGUUCUCUUUCUGACCAAACUUUGCGGUCCCUUUGUUGGAACAGAUAACCUUUCCGUUUAUUUCAACAAUUUAUAUAUAUAUAUAAAUAUAUACAUUUUUGUUUUUGAGUUGUUGUGUGCACAACACAUUGCCAUGCCUGACACAUCAGUUGAGUCUCAUUUUAUAUACUGUACUUUUUAAAGAGAUAAUUUAUAAUUCUUACCAAAAUGUUGAUGCUGAAGUGUGCAGAGAGUGACCUUUGAGUAGAGACUCUUGUGUUUUAAGCAGUGCCAUAGACCAUGCAAGUAUAUAAGAUAUUGUUUCAUAUAUAGCUCUCACAUUAGUUCAUUAUUAUUCUUACUCUAACUUAUUUCUAUAAUAUUAUGGUUCUGAAUGUGAUAUUUUAGAUAGGCUUGGGUAUCCUUCAAAUGUUUUAUUGUGUGUCAUUUUUUUUUGUUACUGCAUUUGGUGCCAAGUAUCCUAAACCGAGAUGAAGUGUGUAAGAGUUCUAGAAUAAGUGGUAAAGGUGUUGAUUAUGUCAUGUAAAAAAGAGAGAAACUCUAACGCGGGAAGAGCAGGGAGCUUUUUAUUUGUUUCAGCCUUAUUUGCAGAUCAUUGAGCAUUAGGUUUCUUUUGUAUCGAUUUCAUUUACUACACUACAGAUUUCAGACUGUGAUUUAUUUUUCAUCUAAAUCACUGCAAGUGGAAAUGAUUUUGUGCCUGCCGCAGAAUUUAUGUUGUCUUGUGUGAUUUUGGUUUGUAGGCCCAGCUUGUUUUUGUCCCUGUGGGUGUUCUGUAGGAGUAAGCCGCAGUUUCUCUUCACUCCAUCUUAUAAAGCAGAUAGAGAUUGUAUUCUAUAGCCCCCCCCCCCCCCCCCCCCC
This is a messenger RNA of Gymnodraco acuticeps, 3119 nucleotides long. RefSeq names its product inositol polyphosphate-5-phosphatase A (gene inpp5a). Gene Ontology annotation, molecular function: inositol-polyphosphate 5-phosphatase activity. Bases 421 to 1662 code for a protein of 413 amino acids. NCBI's taxonomy places the organism in Eukaryota, Metazoa, Chordata, Actinopteri, Perciformes, Bathydraconidae. The record is from RefSeq and is a predicted model, not a curated record. The transcript is spliced from 16 exons. Gene Ontology annotation, biological process: phosphatidylinositol dephosphorylation.